AAUGUAGGUAUACUCGUGAAUUAUCACACUAACAAUGCGAGCGGACAUUAUUGGUGCCAUUUUAAUUUUCUGCGUUGUGCAGGUAUUCUCCGUCAAAGAGGACUCCGCAGCUCUUAAUAAAAAAUGUGCCGACAAAUUUAACGUUGAAGAGGACUUCCUGCAAAAACAUUUUGACAAAACCCAUCAUUUGCCAAGGGGCAACAAGAAGUAUAAUGAAAUGUCCAAAUGCCUUAGUGACGAAGUCGGCUUCAUACAAGAGGAUGGAACGUAUAGGAAUGACCUAAUGAAACAGCACAUUAUCGAGAAUAUCAUUCCCGCAGUAAAGAAGGACAUAGAAAACCGUGAAGAGGUCGUCAAACAGGCUAUCGAGACUUGCAAGGAACCCAAAGAGGGCGACGAUCGCUUCGUUGACUUCCACAAUUGUUUAGUAGAUAUAAUCCGUGAAAAAGCUCAAUAAAAUUAAACUAUUCUGAA
Molecule: messenger RNA, 474 nt
Organism: Photinus pyralis (common eastern firefly)
Lineage: Eukaryota; Metazoa; Arthropoda; Insecta; Coleoptera; Lampyridae
Exons: 2
Coding region: 35-457 (140 amino acids)
Molecular function (GO): odorant binding
Source: RefSeq, a predicted model, not a curated record